AUGUCUUUCCCCCCCGAUGUCAAACGCGAUGGGUUCAUCUCCGCGUGCGGUCGGUUCUACACCGAGCGCGGUCGCAUCGAGCGCGUGAAUGGCGACUCUCUGCGCGGCAUGUUCCUACCUAAACUCAGCUCAAGUGCCCAGCGAUCCCUCCGAGACCACUCCGACUUUGUCCGCGGACAGUUACAGCACUAUGGCGUGGCUUUUGACGAGCGCCAGUUCUCCGGCAACGGAACACUGCUGAUGAAGAAAGUCCUUCAGGACGGGAGAUGUGAUACAGUGCCGCCGCAUAUCCUGGACUUGGAAAAGCAGAUGUACCGUGAAUGGCUUGAUGAUUUUACACCGGAGGGGCUGUCCGGUCACCCUGAAUGGGUCAUAGAUAAAUACUUCGGAAGUGAAGCCCAGCCUGACCGCACGAUUACGACUUCUGUGGUCGGGAUUCCGUUCCCCUGGUCCAGCAGCUACCGCGUGAGCCAAAUGCAGGAGGCUGCAGAUAGAGUGACAGGGCUACAUCAUGAGACAGGGAAGGGGUCUGGUACAAAGACGGUCUACAUGGGCUGGAAUGAGGCUGCAGUGCAGAAAGCAGCCAAGGGCCAUGCAGCGAAGGAGAAAGCCGAAAUUGAGGCUGCAGACCGGGAACGAGAGAAGGAGCGGGCAAAGCUACAUGCAGACUAUUGCCGUCAGGCGCGGAAGGGGACAUCGCCCGUCGGGAGCUACAUUGUUGAUUGCGAAAUGAUCGAAGGGGGAUGGCCUGAUGUGACGGAGGAUCUAGGCCUAAAUAUCCAUGCAACUGGUGAGCCUGGCAUUUUUAAAGCGGAGUUUGACUUUGGGGUUUUGGAGGGCGUGAUGAUCAUCGGUGUCGAUAAGGCCGGACUGGAACGGUACUGUGCUCAGGAGGAUGAAUCUAGCGAAUAUGAAGACGGCUGGGACGAAGAAAGCUCCGAGGACGAUGUAGGGCAGGGCGAAAGAUCCAAGGCAGGGUCUAAGAGAAAGACAACAGCUCCUAAACGUGGCGCCGGGUCAAAGAAAUCAAAGAACACCCCGGCCCGGAAAUACUUCCUCAAGAUGAGGGGUCGCGAGACUGGUGAGGGCGAGAUCAUGGACAUUUCAGAUAAGGGUACUGUCACAUUCAAGGAUGGGAAGUUCACCAGCUUUGUGGGCGAGGCUGACAUGUCUAUUGUCGGUCAAGGGGUGACCUUUACUGCACGGAAGGUUUCUGAUACACCAGGCUCGGAUGGGAGGGAAUGGGCUGACUACUCGGACAGACAGUAUGAGAGGGAAAGAGUCGGCAGGUGGCACUGA
This is a messenger RNA of Aspergillus affinis, 1299 nucleotides long. RefSeq lists its product as uncharacterized. Lineage: Eukaryota; Fungi; Ascomycota; Eurotiomycetes; Eurotiales; Aspergillaceae. The record is from RefSeq and is a predicted model, not a curated record. Bases 1 to 1299 code for a protein of 432 amino acids. The transcript has a single exon.